CUGGGUUGCUCUUUGCGGAUUGUGCUCUGCUUUUGUUGCUAGGCUAAGCCACCCUUCAGAGCCUGUAGGAGCAGCAGCAGGAGGAAUGAGAUGGCAAGAAAGAAACUGAAGAAAUUCACGACUCUGGAGCUUGUGCUCAGCACUCUUCUGCUUGCGUUGUUCAUCAUCACUGUUCCUUUGUUUGUGCUUUUAGCCAAAGGUCCCACGCAGUCGAAAGAUUCCGUCGAGUGCCCAGUGGUAGAUGAAUCGGAGCGGAUAAACUGCAUCCCUGACCAAACACCGACAAAGGCCACUUGUGAGCAGCGUGGCUGCUGCUGGAAUCCUCAGGGAGCUAUAACUGUGCCUUGGUGCUACUAUUCCAAGAAUCACGGCUACCAAGUGCAGAGUGAUCUUGUAAACACAAAUGCAGGAUUCACAGCCCAGUUGAAAAGUCUGUCUUCUUCAUCUCCCUUCGGAAAUGAUGUUGAAAACGUCCUUCUCACGGCAGAAUACCAGACAUCUAACCGUUUCCACUUUAAGUUAACUGACCCAACCAAGACCAGGUAUGAAGUACCCCACGAGCACGUGCAGCCCUUCCAUGGAAGUGCUGCCUCCUCCUUGAACUACCAAGUUGAGGUCUCCAAAGAGCCGUUUAGCAUCAAAGUGACCAGAAGAAGCAACGAUCGUCUUCUGUUUGAUUCGAGCAUUGGGCCGCUCCUGUUUGCUGAUCAGUUCCUGCAGUUCUCCAUCCGCCUGCCCAGCGCCAACGUGUAUGGUCUGGGGGAACAUGUGCACCAACAGUACCGGCAUGAUAUGAAUUGGAAGACCUGGCCUAUUUUUACCAGGGACACAACCCCCAGUGAGGAUGGAACUAACCUGUAUGGUGCUCAGACAUUCUUCCUGUGCCUGGAAGAUGCAAGUGGAUUGUCCUUUGGGGUAUUUCUGAUGAACAGCAACGCCAUGGAGGUUGCCCUCCAGCCUGCCCCAGCAGUCACUUACCGCACCAUCGGGGGAAUUCUCGACUUCUAUGUGUUCUUGGGAGACACACCCGAGCAAGUUGUUCAAGAAUAUCUAGAGCUCAUUGGACGGCCAGCCCUACCUUCAUACUGGGCUCUUGGAUUUCACCUCAGUCGUUACGAGUAUGGAACCCUGGAUAACAUGAGACAAGUCGUGGAGAGAAACCGUGCCGCACAACUCCCUUAUGACGUUCAGCAUGCUGACAUUGACUACAUGGACGAGAGGAAGGACUUCACCUAUGAUCCAGUGGACUUCAGCGGCUUUCCCGAGUUUGUUGAGGAGUUACACAGUAAUGGGCAGAAAUUGGUCAUCAUUGCGGACCCAGCCAUCUCUAACAACUCUCUCCCAAGUAAUCCCUAUGGCCCAUAUGACAGAGGUUCGGCUAUGAAGAUUUGGGUGAAUGAUUCAGACGGUGUGACUCCCAUCGUUGGAGAGGUCUGGCCUGGAACAACUGUGUUUCCUGAUUACACUAAUCCAACCUGUGCACUUUGGUGGGCAAAUGAAUUUGAGCUUUUCUACAAUCAAGUGAAAUUUGAUGGAAUUUGGAUUGAUAUGAAUGAAGUGGCCAAUUUUGUUGAUGGUUCGGUUUCAGGAUGUUCCACAAGCAACCUAAAUUAUCCUCCAUUCACUCCGAGAAUCCUGAAUGGGUACCUGUUCUCCAAGAGUCUCUGCAUGGAUGCAGUGCAGCACUGGGGCAAGCAGUAUGAUGUCCACAGUCUGUAUGGCUAUUCCAUGGCAAUCGCCACAGACGAAGCCAUCAAGACGGUGUUCCCUAGUAGGAGAAGCUUUAUUUUAACCCGCUCCACGUUUGCGGGGUCUGGCAAGUUUGCAGCCCAUUGGUUAGGAGACAACACAGCCACCUGGAAUGAUCUUCGGUGGUCCAUCCCUGGCGUGCUCGAGUUCAACCUUUUUGGAAUUCCCAUGGUGGGACCUGACAUUUGCGGCUAUUACCUGGAUGCCCCGGAGGAGCUCUGCAGGAGGUGGAUGCAGCUGGGAGCCUUUUACCCACUUUCCAGGAAUCACAACGGCCAAGGCUACAGGGACCAGGAUCCUGCCUCCUUCGGUGCUGACUCUCUGCUGUUGAAUUCCUCCCGGCACUACCUUAACAUCCGCUACACUCUGUUGCCCUACCUGUACACCCUCUUCUACCGAGCUCACAGUCGAGGUGACACGGUGGCCAGGCCCCUUCUGCACGAGUUCUACGGGGACAACAACACUUGGGAUGUGUACCAACAGUUUUUGUGGGGGCCAGGCCUCCUCAUCACUCCAGUUCUGGAAGAGGUCGGCAGAACCCUCUUGGUCUUAUCAUCGCCCUGGAUGAGAACAAAGAAGCGAAAGGUGAACUCUUCUGGGAUGAUGGAGACACCAGAGAUACUGUGGCCAACAAUGUUUAUCUUUUAUGUGAGUUUUCUGUCACCCAAAACCGCUUGGAUGUGAAGAUCUCACAAUCAACCUACAAGGACCCCAAUAAUUUAGCAUUUAAAGAGAUUAAAAUCUUUGGGACACAGAGACCUAACAAUGUUACAGUGACACACAAUGGUGUUCUAAGUCAGAUGUCUCCUAAAGUCACUUACGAUUAUAACCUGAAGGUUGCUGUUAUCACAGAAAUUGAGCUUGUCCUGGGAGAAGCGUACACGGUGGAGUGGACCUUGACGACGAGGGAUGAGGAAAAGAUCGACUGCUAUCCUGAUGAGCAGGGAGUUUCUGCAGACAACUGCAUUGCCCGUGGCUGUGUCUGGGAGGAAUCCGCUUCUCCUGGGGUCCCUUUCUGCUACUUCGUCAAUGAUCUAUACUCGGUCAGCAAUGUUCAGUAUCACUCAGAUGGAGCCACUGCCGACAUCUCCCUAAAGUCCUCUGUUGAAGCCAACGCCUUCCCUUCCACACCCGUGAACCCCCUGCGCCUGCAAGUGACCUACCACAAGAAUGAAAUGCUGCAGUUUAAGAUCUAUGACCCCAACAACAGUCGGUAUGAGGUCCCAGUCCCUCUGAACUUACCCGGGGUUCCAGCCAGCAGCCCUGAGAGUCGGCUCUACGAGGUCUCCAUUGGGGAGAACCCAUUCGGGGUGGUGAUUCGCCGCAAGAGCACAGGCGCUGUCAUCUGGGACUCUCAGCUGCUCGGCUUCCUGUUCAACGACCUGUUCAUCCGCAUCUCCACCCGCCUGCCCUCCGCGUACCUGUACGGCUUUGGGGAGACGGAGCACACGGCCUUCAGGAGAGACCUGAACUGGCACACGUGGGGCAUGUUCUCCCGAGACCAGCCCCCGGGGUACAAGAUGAAUUCCUAUGGUGUGCACCCCUACUACAUGGGCCUGGAGGAGGAUGGCAGUGCCCACGGAGUGCUCCUGCUGAACAGCAAUGCCAUGGAUGUGACGUUCCAGCCCACGCCCGCCCUGACUUACCGGACCACAGGGGGAGUUCUGGACUUCUAUGUGUUCUUGGGGCCAACACCAGAGCUUGUCACUCAGCAGUACACGGAGGUGAUUGGCCGUCCUGUGAUGGUGCCUUACUGGUCCCUGGGCUUCCAGCUGUGUCGCUAUGGCUAUGAGAAUGACACGGAGAUUGCCAACCUGUAUGAUGACAUGGUGGCGGCCCAGAUCCCCUAUGACGUGCAGUACUCAGACAUCGACUACAUGGAGCGGCAGCUGGACUUCACCCUCAGCCCCAAGUUUGCUGGGCUCCCAGCUCUGAUCCAGCGCCUGCAUGGCGAUGGGAUGCGGGUCAUCCUCAUCCUGGACCCAGCGAUCUCUGGCAAUGAGACGCAGCCUUACCCUGCCUUCACUCGGGGUGUGGAGGACGACGUCUUCAUCAAAUACCCAAAUGGCGGCAGCAUUGUCUGGGGAAAGGUCUGGCCUGACUACCCUGGUGUUGUUGUGAACAGCUCUCUGGACUGGGACAGCGAAGUGGAGAAAUACAGAGCUUAUGCGGCCUUCCCAGACUUUUUCCGUAAUUCAACUGUCAGCUGGUGGAAGAGGGAAAUACAAGAAAUGUACACCAACCCACAGAACCCAGAGAAGAGCUUGAAGUUUGACGGCUUAUGGAUUGACAUGAAUGAGCCGGCGAGCUUUGUGAACGGGGCAGUUCCUGCAGGCUGCACGGAUCCCACUCUGAACCAUCCGCCCUACAUGCCAUACCUGGAGUCCAGGGGCACGGGCCUGAGCAGCAAGACCCUGUGCAUGGAGAGCGAGCAGAUCCUGCCAGACGGCUCCCGUGUGCGGCACUACGACGUGCACAGCCUGUACGGGUGGUCCCAGACCAGACCCACCUACGAAGCCGUGCAGGAGGUGACGGGACAGCGAGGGAUCGUCAUCACCCGCUCCACGUUCCCCUCUUCUGGCCGCUGGGGGGGACACUGGCUGGGAGACAACACAGCCGCGUGGGACCAGCUGAGGAAGUCUAUCAUUGGCAUGAUGGAGUUCAGCCUCUUUGGCAUUCCCUAUACAGGAGCAGACAUCUGUGGGUUCUUUCAAGACGCUGAAUAUGAGAUGUGUGCUCGCUGGACGCAGCUGGGGGCCUUUUACCCCUUCUCCAGGAACCACAACACCAUUGGGACCAAGAGACAAGACCCUGUGUCCUGGAACGCCACCUUUGUGAAUCUUUCCAGAAGCGUCCUGGAGACCAGAUACACCCUGCUGCCCUAUCUCUACACCCUGAUGUACAAGGCCCACGUGGAGGGCAGCACUGUGGUGCGGCCUCUCCUGCACGAGUUUGUGUCAGACCGGGUGACCUGGGACAUAGAUGGUCAGUUCCUGCUGGGCCCGGCCUUCCUGGUCAGCCCUGUGCUGGAGCCUAACGCCAGAGAAGUCACUGCAUAUUUCCCGGGAGCCCUCUGGUAUGACUACUACACGGGUGCGGAUGUUAAUGCAAAGGCCCAGUGGAAGGUCCUGCCUGCCCCUCUUGACCACAUCAACCUUCACGUCCGUGGCGGCUACAUCCUGCCCUGGCAGGAGCCUGCGCUGAACACCAACCAGAGUCGGCAGAAUGCUCUUGGUCUCAUCAUCGCCCUGGAUGAGAACAAAGAAGCGAAAGGUGAACUCUUCUGGGAUGACGGAGACACCAGAGAUACUGUGGCCAGUAACGUCUAUCUUUUAUGUGAGUUUUCUGUCACCCAAAACCGCUUGGAUGUGAAGAUCUCACAGUCAGGCUACAAGGACCCCAACAAUUUAGCUUUUAAAGAGAUUAAAAUCUUUGGGACACAGGAACCUAGCAAUGUCACAGUGAAACACAAUGGUGUCCUGAGCCAGAUGUCUCCUAUGGUCACUUAUGAUUACAGCCUGAAGGUGGCUGUUAUCACAGAAAUUGACCUUGUCCUGGGAGAAGCGUACACGGUGGAGUGGACCUUGACGAUGAGGGAUGAGGAAAAGAUCGACUGCUAUCCUGAUGAGCAGGGAGUUUCUGCAGACAGCUGCAUUGCCCGUGGCUGUGUCUGGGAGGAAUCCACUUCUCCUGGGGUCCCUUUCUGCUACUUCGUCAAUGAUCUAUACUCGGUCAGCAAUGUUCAGUAUCACUCAGAUGGGGCCUCUGCUGACAUCUCCCUAAAGUCCUCUGUUGAAGCCAACGCCUUCCCUUCCACACCCGUGAACCCCCUGCGCCUGCAAGUGACCUACCACAAGAAUGAAAUGCUGCAGUUUAAGAUCUAUGACCCCAACAACAGUCGGUAUGAGGUCCCAGUCCCUCUGAACUUACCCGGGGUUCCAGCCAGCAGCCCUGAGAGUCGGCUCUACGAGGUCUCCAUUGGGGAGAACCCAUUCGGGGUGGUGGUUCGCCGCAAGAGCACAGGCGCUGUCAUCUGGGACUCUCAGCUGCUCGGCUUCCUGUUCAACGACCUGUUCAUCCGCAUCUCCACCCGCCUGCCCUCCGCGUACCUGUACGGCUUUGGGGAGACGGAGCACACGGCCUUCAGGAGAGACCUGAACUGGCACACGUGGGGCAUGUUCUCCCGAGACCAGCCCCCGGGGUACAAGAUGAAUUCCUAUGGUGUGCACCCCUACUACAUGGGCCUGGAGGAGGAUGGCAGUGCCCACGGAGUGCUCCUGCUGAACAGCAAUGCCAUGGAUGUGACGUUCCAGCCCACGCCCGCCCUGACGUACCGGACCACAGGGGGAGUUCUGGACUUCUAUGUGUUCUUGGGGCCCACUCCAGAGCUUGUCACUCAGCAGUACACCGAGGUGAUUGGCCGUCCUGUGAUGGUGCCUUACUGGUCCCUGGGCUUCCAGCUGUGUCGCUAUGGCUAUGAGAAUGACACGGAGAUUGCCAACCUGUAUGAUGACAUGGUGGCGGCCCAGAUCCCCUAUGACGUGCAGUACUCAGACAUCGACUACAUGGAGCGGCAGCUGGACUUCACCCUCAGCCCCAAGUUUGCUGGGCUCCCAGCUCUGAUCCAGCGCCUGCGUGGCGAUGGGAUGCGGGUCAUCCUCAUCCUGGACCCAGCGAUCUCUGGCAAUGAGACGCAGCCUUACCCUGCCUUCACUCGGGGUGUGGAGGACGACGUCUUCAUCAAAUACCCAAAUGGCGGCGGCAUUGUCUGGGGAAAGGUCUGGCCUGACUACCCUGGUGUUGUUGUGAACAGCUCUCUGGACUGGGACAGUCAAGUGGAGCAAUACAGAGCUUAUGCGGCCUUCCCAGACUUUUUCCGUAAUUCAACUGUCAGCUGGUGGAAGAGGGAAAUACAAGAAAUGUACACCAACCCACAGAACCCAGAGAAGAGCUUGAAGUUCGACGGCUUAUGGAUUGACAUGAAUGAACCGGCAAGCUUUGUGAAUGGGGCAGUUCCUGCAGGCUGCACGGAUCCCAUUCUGAACCAUCCCCCCUACAUGCCACACCUGGAGUCCAGGGGCACCGGCCUGAACAGCAAGACCCUGUGCAUGGAGAGCGAGCAGAUCCUGCCAGACGGCUCCCGUGUGCGGCACUACGACGUGCACAGCCUGUACGGGUGGUCCCAGACCAGACCCACCUACGAAGCCGUGCAGGAGGUGACGGGACAGCGAGGGAUCGUCAUCACCCGCUCCACGUUCCCCUCUUCUGGCCGCUGGGGGGGACACUGGCUGGGAGACAACACAGCCGCGUGGGACCAGCUGAGGAAGUCUAUCAUUGGCAUGAUGGAGUUCAGCCUCUUUGGCAUUCCCUAUACAGGAGCAGACAUCUGUGGGUUCUUUCAAGACGCUGAAUAUGAGAUGUGUGCUCGCUGGAUGCAGCUGGGGGCCUUUUACCCCUUCUCCAGGAACCACAACACUGAAGGGACCAAGAGACAGGACCCUGUGUCCUGGAACGCCACCUUUGUGAAUCUUUCCAGAAGCGUCCUGGAGACCAGAUACACCCUGCUGCCCUAUCUCUACACCCUGAUGCACAAGGCCCACGUGGAGGGCAGCACAGUGGUGCGGCCUCUCCUGCACGAGUUUGUGUCAGACCGGGUGACCUGGGACAUAGACGGUCAGUUCCUGCUGGGCCCGGCCUUCCUGGUCAGCCCUGUGCUGGAGCCUAAUGCCAGAGAAGUCACUGCGUAUUUCCCUGAAGACCGCUGGUAUGACUACUACACAGGUGCGGAUGUUAAUGCAAAGGCCCAGUGGAAGGUCCUGCCCGCCCCUCUUGACCACAUCAACCUUCACGUCCGUGGCGGCUACAUCCUGCCCUGGCAGGAGCCUGCGCUGAACACCAACCAGAGUCGGCAGAAUGCUCUUGGUCUCAUCAUCGCCCUGGAUGACAACAAAGAAGCGAAAGGUGAACUCUUCUGGGAUGACGGAGACACCAAAGAUACUGUGGCCAAUAAUGUUUACCUCUUAUGUGAAUUUUCCGUCACCCAAAACCACUUGGAUGUGAAGAUCUCACAAUCAACCUACAAGGACCCGAAUAAUCUAGCAUUUAAAGAGAUUAAAAUCUUUGGAUCACAGGAACCUAGCAAUGUUACAGUGAAACACAAUGGGAUUCUAACUCAGAUGGCUCCCAAGGUCACUUAUGAUUAUAACCUGAAGGUGGCUGUUAUCACAGAAAUUGACCUUGCCCUGGGAGAAGCGUACACGGUGGAGUGGACCUUGACGACGAGGGAUGAGGAAAAGAUCGACUGCUAUCCUGAUGAGCAGGGAGUUUCUGCAGACAACUGCGUUGCCCGUGGCUGUGUCUGGGAGGAAUCCGCUUCUCCUGGGGUCCCUUUCUGCUACUUCGUCAAUGAUCUAUACUCGGUCAGCAAUGUUCAGUAUCACUCAGAUGGAGCCACUGCCGACAUCUCCCUAAAGUCCUCUGUUGAAGCCAACGCCUUCCCUUCCACACCCGUGAACCCCCUGCGCCUGCAAGUGACCUACCACAAGAAUGAAAUGCUGCAGUUUAAGAUCUAUGACCCCAACAACAGUCGGUAUGAGGUCCCAGUCCCUCUGAACCUACCCGGGGUUCCAGCCAGCAGCCCUGAGAGUCGGCUCUACGAGGUCUCCAUUGGGGAGAACCCAUUCGGGGUGGUGAUUCGCCGCAAGAGCACAGGCGCUGUCAUCUGGGACUCUCAGCUGCUCGGCUUCCUGUUCAACGACCUGUUCAUCCGCAUCUCCACCCGCCUGCCCUCCGCGUACCUGUACGGCUUUGGGGAGACGGAGCACACGGCCUUCCGGAGAGACCUGAACUGGCACACGUGGGGCAUGUUCUCCCGAGACCAGCCCCCGGGGUACAAGAUGAAUUCCUAUGGUGUGCACCCCUACUACAUGGGCCUGGAGGAGGAUGGCAGUGCCCACGGAGUGCUCCUGCUGAACAGCAAUGCCAUGGAUGUGACGUUCCAGCCCACGCCUGCCCUGACGUACCGGACCACAGGGGGAGUUCUGGACUUCUAUGUGUUCUUGGGGCCCACUCCAGAGCUUGUCACUCAGCAGUACACUGAGGUGAUUGGCCGUCCUGUGAUGGUGCCUUACUGGUCCCUGGGCUUCCAGCUGUGUCGCUAUGGCUAUGAGAAUGACACGGAGAUUGCCAACCUGUAUGAUGACAUGGUGGCGGCCCAGAUCCCCUAUGACGUGCAGUACUCAGACAUCGACUACAUGGAGCGGCAGCUGGACUUCACCCUCAGCCCCAAGUUUGCUGGGCUCCCAGCUCUGAUCCAGCGCCUGCGUGGCGAUGGGAUGCGGGUCAUCCUCAUCCUGGACCCAGCGAUCUCUGGCAAUGAGACGCAGCCUUACCCUGCCUUCACUCGGGGUGUGGAGGACGACGUCUUCAUCAAAUACCCAAAUGGCGGCGGCAUUGUCUGGGGAAAGGUCUGGCCUGACUACCCUGAUGUUGUUGUGAACAGCUCUCUGGACUGGGACAGUCAAGUGGAGCAAUACAGAGCUUAUGCGGCCUUCCCAGACUUUUUCCGUAAUUCAACUGUCAGCUGGUGGAAGAGGGAAAUACAAGAAAUGUACACCAACCCACAGAAUCCCGAGAAGAGCUUGAAGUUCGACGGCUUAUGGAUUGACAUGAAUGAACCAGCGAGCUUUGUGAAUGGGGCAGUUCCUGCAGGCUGCACGGAUCCCACUCUGAACCAUCCCCCCUACAUGCCACACCUGGAGUCCAGGGGCACAGGCCUGAACAGCAAGACCUUGUGCAUGGAGAGUGAACAGAUCCUGCCAGACGGCUCCCGUGUGCGGCACUACGACGUGCACAACCUGUAUGGGUGGUCCCAGACCAGACCCACCUACGAAGCCGUGCAGGAGGUGACGGGACAGCGAGGGAUCGUCAUCACCCGCUCCACGUUCCCCUCUUCUGGCCGCUGGGGUGGACACUGGCUGGGAGACAACACAGCCGCGUGGGACCAGCUGAGGAAGUCUAUCAUUGGCAUGAUGGAGUUCAGCCUCUUUGGCAUUCCCUAUACAGGAGCAGACAUCUGUGGGUUCUUUCAAGACGCCGAAUAUGAGAUGUGUGCUCGCUGGAUGCAGCUGGGGGCCUUUUACCCCUUCUCCAGGAACCACAACACCGAAGGGACCAAGAGACAAGACCCUGUGUCCUGGAACGCCACCUUUGUGAAUCUUUCCAGAAGCGUCCUGGAGACCAGAUACACCCUGCUGCCCUAUCUCUACACCCUGAUGUACAAGGCCCACGCGGAGGGCAGCACUGUGGUGCGGCCUCUCCUGCACGAGUUUGUGUCAGACCGGGUGACCUGGGACAUAGAUGGUCAGUUCCUGCUGGGCCCGGCCUUCCUGGUCAGCCCUGUGCUGGAGCCCAAUGCCAGAGAAGUCACUGUGUAUUUCCCUGGAGCCCGCUGGUAUGACUACUACACGGGUGCGGAUGUUAAUGCAAAGGCCCAGUGGAAGGUCCUGCCCGCCCCUCUUGACCACAUCAACCUUCAUGUCCGGGGCGGCUACAUCCUGCCCUGGCAGGAGCCUGCGCUGAACACCAACCAGAGUCGGCAGAACGCUCUUGGUCUUAUCAUCGCCCUGGAUGAGAACAAAGAAGCGAAAGGUGAACUCUUCUGGGAUGACGGAGACACCAAAGAUACUGUGGCCAAUAACGUUUACCUUUUGUGUGAGUUUUCCGUCACCCAAAACCUCCUGGAUGUGAAGGUUUCACAAGCAGGCUACAGAGAUCCCAACAAUUUAGCCUUUAAAGAGAUUAAAAUCUUUGGGACACAGGAACCUAGCAAUGUUACCGUGAAGCACAACGGUGUCCUGAGUCAGAUGUCUCCUAAAGUCACUUACGAUCACAACCUGAAGGUUGCUGUUAUCACAGAAAUUGACCUUGUCCUGGGAGAAGCGUACACGGUGGAGUGGACCUUGACGACGACGAGGGAUGAGGAAAAGAUCGACUGCUAUCCUGAUGAGCAGGGAGUUUCUGCAGACAGCUGCAUUGCCCGUGGCUGUGUCUGGGAGGAAUCCACUUCUCCUGGGGUCCCUUUCUGCUACUUCGUCAAUGAUCUAUACUCGGUCAGCAAUGUUCAGUAUAACUCAGAUGGAGCCACUGCUGACAUCUCCCUAAAGUCCUCUGUUGAAGCCAACGCCUUCCCUUCCACACCCGUGAACCCCCUGCGCCUGCAAGUGACCUACCACAAGAAUGAAAUGCUGCAGUUUAAGAUCUAUGACCCCAACAACAGUCGGUAUGAGGUCCCAGUCCCUCUGAACUUACCCGGGGUUCCAGCCAGCAGCCCUGAGAGUCGGCUCUACGAGGUCUCCAUUGGGGAGAACCCAUUCGGGGUGGUGAUUCGCCGCAAGAGCACAGGCGCUGUCAUCUGGGACUCUCAGCUGCUCGGCUUCCUGUUCAACGACCUGUUCAUCCGCAUCUCCACCCGCCUGCCCUCCGCGUACCUGUAUGGCUUUGGGGAGACGGAGCACACGGCCUUCAGGAGAGACCUGAACUGGCACACGUGGGGCAUGUUCUCCCGAGAUCAGCCCCCGGGGUACAAGAUGAAUUCCUAUGGGGUGCACCCCUACUACAUGGGCCUGGAGGAGGAUGGCAGUGCCCACGGAGUGCUCCUGUUGAACAGCAACGCCAUGGAUGUGACGUUCCAGCCCACGCCCGCCCUGACGUACCGGACCACAGGGGGAGUUCUGGACUUCUAUGUGUUCUUGGGGCCCACUCCAGAGCUUGUCACUCAGCAGUACACCGAGGUGAUUGGCCGUCCUGUGAUGGUGCCUUACUGGUCCCUGGGCUUCCAGCUGUGUCGCUAUGGCUAUGAGAAUGACACGGAGAUUGCCAACCUGUAUGAUGACAUGGUGGCGGCCCAGAUCCCCUAUGACGUGCAGUACUCAGACAUCGACUACAUGGAGCGGCAGCUGGACUUCACCCUCAGCCCCAAGUUUGCUGGGCUCCCAGCUCUGAUCCAGCGCCUGCGUGGCGAUGGGAUGCGGGUCAUCCUCAUCCUGGACCCAGCGAUCUCUGGCAAUGAGACGCAGCCUUACCCUGCCUUCACUCGGGGUGUGGAGGACGACGUCUUCAUCAAAUACCCAAAUGGCGGCGGCAUUGUCUGGGGAAAGGUCUGGCCUGACUACCCUGGUGUUGUUGUGAACAGCUCUCUGGACUGGGACAGUCAAGUGGAGCAAUACCGAGCUUAUGCGGCCUUCCCAGACUUUUUCCGUAAUUCAACUGUCAGCUGGUGGAAGAGGGAAAUACAAGAAAUGUACACCAACCCACAGAAUCCCGAGAAGAGCUUGAAGUUCGACGGCUUAUGGAUUGACAUGAAUGAGCCGGCGAGCUUUGUGAAUGGGGCAGUUCCUGCAGGCUGCACGGAUUCCACUCUGAACCAUCCCCCCUACAUGCCACACCUGGAGUCCAGGGGCACGGGCCUGAACAGCAAGACCUUGUGCAUGGAGAGCGAGCAGAUCCUGCCAGACGGCUCCCGUGUGCGGCACUACGACGUGCACAGCCUGUACGGGUGGUCUCAGACCAGACCCACCUACGAAGCCGUGCAGGAGGUGACGGGACAGCGAGGGAUCGUCAUCACCCGCUCCACGUUCCCCUCUUCUGGCCGCUGGGGGGGACACUGGCUGGGAGACAACACAGCCGCGUGGGACCAGCUGAGGAAGUCUAUCAUUGGCAUGAUGGAGUUCAGCCUCUUUGGCAUUCCCUAUACAGGAGCAGACAUCUGUGGGUUCUUUCAAGACGCCGAAUAUGAGAUGUGUGCUCGCUGGAUGCAGCUGGGGGCCUUUUACCCCUUCUCCAGGAACCACAACACCGAAGGGACCAAGAGACAAGACCCUGUGUCCUGGAACGCCACCUUUGUGAAUCUUUCCAGAAGCGUCCUGGAGACCAGAUACACCCUGCUGCCCUAUCUCUACACCCUGAUGUACAAGGCCCACGUGGAGGGCAGCACUGUGGUGCGGCCUCUCCUGCACGAGUUUGUGUCAGACCGGGUGACCUGGGACAUAGACGGUCAGUUCCUGCUGGGCCCGGCCUUCCUGGUCAGCCCUGUGCUGGAGCCUAACACCAGAGAAGUCACCGCGUAUUUCCCUGAAGCCCGCUGGUAUGACUACUACACGGGUGCGGAUGUUAAUGCAAAGGCCCAGUGGAAGGUCCUGCCCGCCCCCCUUGACCACAUCAACCUUCACGUCCGGGGCGGCUACAUCCUGCCCUGGCAGGAGCCUGCGCUGAACACCAACCAGAGUCGGCAGAACGCUCUUGGUCUCAUCAUCGCCCUGGAUGAGAACAAAGAAGCGAAAGGUGAACUCUUCUGGGAUGACGGAGACACCAGAGAUACUGUGGCAAACAAUGUUUAUCUUUUAUGUGAAUUUUCCGUCACCCAAAACCACCUGGAUGUGAAGGUUUCACAGUCAGGCUACAAGGACCCCAACAGUUUAUCAUUUAAGGAGAUUAAAAUCUUUGGGACGCAGGAACCUAGCAAUGUUACAGUGAAGCACAAUGGUGUCCUAAUUCAGACGUCUCCUAAAGUCACUUACGAUUAUAACCUGAAGGUGGCUGUUAUCACAGAAAUUGACCUUGUCCUGGGAGAAGCGUACACGGUGGAGUGGACCUUGACGACGAGGGAUGAGGAAAAGAUCGACUGCUAUCCUGAUGAGCAGGGAGUUUCUGCAGACAACUGCAUUGCCCGUGGCUGUGUCUGGGAGGAAUCCGCUUCUCCUGGGGUCCCUUUCUGCUACUUCGUCAAUGAUCUAUACUCGGUCAGCAAUGUUCAGUAUCACUCAGAUGGAGCCACUGCCGACAUCUCCCUAAAGUCCUCUGUUGAAUCCAACGCCUUCCCUUCCACACCCGUGAACCCCCUGCGCCUGCAAGUGACCUACCACAAGAAUGAAAUGCUGCAGUUUAAGAUCUAUGACCCAAACAACAGCCGGUAUGAGGUCCCAGUCCCUCUGAACUUACCCGGAGUUCCAGCCAGCAGCCCUGAGAGUCGGCUCUACGAGGUCUCCAUUGGGGAGAACCCAUUCGGGGUGGUGAUUCGCCGCAAGAGCACAGGCGCUGUCAUCUGGGACUCUCAGCUGCUCGGCUUCCUGUUCAAUGACCUGUUCAUCCGCAUCUCCACCCGCCUGCCCUCCGCGUACCUGUACGGCUUUGGGGAGACGGAGCACACGGCCUUCAGGAGAGACCUGAACUGGCACACGUGGGGCAUGUUCUCCCGAGACCAGCCCCCGGGGUACAAGAUGAAUUCCUAUGGGGUGCACCCCUACUACAUGGGCCUGGAGGAGGAUGGCAGUGCCCACGGAGUGCUCCUGUUGAACAGCAACGCCAUGGAUGUGACUUUCCAGCCCACGCCUGCCCUGACUUACCGGACCACAGGGGGAGUUCUGGACUUCUAUGUGUUCUUGGGGCCCACUCCAGAGCUUGUCACUCAGCAGUACACCGAGGUGAUUGGCCGUCCUGUGAUGGUGCCUUACUGGUCCCUGGGCUUCCAGCUGUGUCGCUAUGGCUAUGAGAAUGACACGGAGAUUGCCAACCUGUAUGAUGACAUGGUGGCGGCCCAGAUCCCCUAUGACGUGCAGUACUCAGACAUCGACUACAUGGAGCGGCAGCUGGACUUCACCCUCAGCCCCAAGUUUGCUGGGCUCCCAGCUCUGAUCCAGCGCCUGCGUGGUGAUGGGAUGCGGGUCAUCCUCAUCCUGGACCCAGCGAUCUCUGGCAAUGAGACGCAGCCUUACCCUGCCUUCACUCGGGGUGUGGAGGACGACGUCUUCAUCAAAUACCCAAAUGGCGGCGGCAUUGUCUGGGGAAAGGUCUGGCCUGAUUACCCUGAUGUUGUUGUGAACAACUCUCUGGAUUGGGACAGUCAAGUGGAGCAAUACAGAGCUUAUGUGGCCUUCCCAGACUUUUUCCGUAAUUCAACUGCCAGCUGGUGGAAAAGGGAAAUUGAAGAAAUGUACAGCAAUCCACAGAGUCCGGAGAAGAGUUUGAAGUUUGACGGCAUAUGGAUUGACAUGAAUGAACCAGCGAGCUUUGUGAAUGGGGCAGUUCCUGCAGGCUGCACGGAUCCCAUUCUGAACCAUCCCCCCUACAUGCCACACCUGGAGUCCAGGGGCACGGGCCUGAACAGCAAGACCCUGUGCAUGGAGAGUGAGCAGAUCCUGCCAGAUGGCUCCCAUGUGCGGCACUACGACGUGCACAGCCUGUACGGGUGGUCCCAGACCAGAGCCACCUACGAAGCCGUGCAGGAGGUGACAGGACAGCGAGGGAUCGUCAUCACCCGCUCCACGUUCCCCUCUUCUGGCCGCUGGGGUGGACACUGGCUGGGAGACAACACAGCCGCGUGGGACCAGCUGAGGAAGUCUAUCAUUGGCAUGAUGGAGUUCAGCCUCUUUGGCAUUCCCUAUACAGGAGCAGACAUCUGUGGGUUCUUUCAAGACGCUGAAUAUGAGAUGUGUGCUCGCUGGACGCAGCUGGGGGCCUUUUACCCCUUCUCCAGGAACCACAACACCAUUGGGACCAAGAGACAGGACCCUGUGUCCUGGAACGCCACCUUUGUGAAUCUUUCCAGAAGCGUCCUGGAGACCAGAUACACCCUGCUGCCCUAUCUCUACACCCUGAUGUACAAGGCCCACGUGGAGGGCAGCACUGUGGUGCGGCCUCUCCUGCACGAGUUUGUGUCAGACCGGGUGACCUGGGACAUAGACGGUCAGUUCCUGCUGGGCCCGGCCUUCCUGGUCAGCCCUGUGCUGGAGCCUAAUGCCAGAGAAGUCACCGCAUAUUUCCCUGAAGCCCGCUGGUAUGACUACUACACGGGUGCGAAUGUUGAUGCAAAGGCCCAGUGGAAGGUCCUGCCCGCCCCUCUUGACCACAUCAACCUUCACGUCCGGGGCGGCUACAUCCUGCCCUGGCAGGAGCCUGCGCUGAACACCAACCAGAGUCGGCAGAACGCUCUUGGUCUUAUCAUCGCCCUGGAUGAGAACAAAGAAGCGAAAGGUGAACUGUUCUGGGAUGAUGGAGACACCAGAGAUACUGUGGCCAAUAAUGUUUAUAUUUUAUGUGAGUUUUCCGUCAUCCAAAAUCGCUUGGAUGUGAAGGUUUCACAAUCAGGCUACAAGGACCCCAAUAAUUUAACAUUUAAGGAGAUUAAAAUCUUUGGGACGCAGGAACCUAGCAAUGUGACGGUGAAGCACAAUGGUGUCCUGAGCCAGAUGUCUCCUAGAAUCACUUAUGAUUAUAACCUGAAGGUUGCUGUUAUCACAGAAAUUGACCUUGUCCUGGGAGAAGCGUACAUGGUGGAGUGGACCUUGACGACGAGGGAUGAGGAAAAGAUCGACUGCUAUCCUGAUGAGCAGGGAGUUUCUGCAGACAGCUGCGUUGCCCGUGGCUGUGUCUGGGAGGAAUCCAGUUCUCCUGGGGUCCCUUUCUGCUACUUCGUCAAUGAUCUAUACUCGGUCAGCAAUGUUCAGUAUCACUCAGAUGGGGCCUCUGCUGACAUCUCCCUAAAGUCCUCUGUUGAAUCCAACACCUUCCCUUCCACACCUGUGAACCCCCUGCGCCUGCAAGUGACCUACCACAAGAAUGAAAUGCUGCAGUUUAAGAUCUAUGACCCCAACAACAGCCGGUAUGAGGUCCCAGUCCCUCUGAACUUACCCGGGGUUCCAGCCAGCAGCCCUGAGAGUCGGCUCUACGAGGUCUCCAUUGGGGAGAACCCAUUCGGGGUGGUGAUUCGCCGCAAGAGCACAGGCGCUGUCAUCUGGGACUCUCAGCUGCUCGGCUUCCUGUUCAACGACCUGUUCAUCCGCAUCUCCACCCGCCUGCCCUCCGCGUACCUGUACGGCUUUGGGGAGACGGAGCACACGGCCUUCCGGAGAGACCUGAACUGGCACACGUGGGGCAUGUUUUCCCGAGACCAGCCCCCGGGGUACAAGAUGAAUUCCUAUGGUGUGCACCCCUACUACAUGGGCCUGGAGGAGGAUGGCAGUGCCCACGGAGUGCUCCUGCUGAACAGCAAUGCCAUGGAUGUGACGUUCCAGCCCACGCCUGCCCUGACGUACCGGACCACAGGGGGAGUUCUGGACUUCUAUGUGUUCUUGGGGCCCACUCCAGAGCUUGUCACUCAGCAGUACACGGAGGUGAUUGGCCGUCCUGUGAUGGUGCCUUACUGGUCCCUGGGCUUCCAGCUGUGUCGCUAUGGCUAUGAGAAUGACACGGAGAUUGCCAACCUGUAUGAUGACAUGGUGGCGGCCCAGAUCCCCUAUGACGUGCAGUACUCAGACAUCGACUACAUGGAGCGGCAGCUGGACUUCACCCUCAGCCCCAAGUUUGCUGGGCUCCCAGCUCUGAUCCAGCGCCUGCGUGGCGAUGGGAUGCGGGUCAUCCUCAUCCUGGACCCAGCGAUCUCUGGCAAUGAGACGCAGCCUUACCCUGCCUUCACUCGGGGUGUGGAGGACGACGUCUUCAUCAAAUACCCAAAUGGCGGCGGCAUUGUCUGGGGAAAGGUCUGGCCUGACUACCCUGAUGUUGUUGUGAACAGCUCUCUGGACUGGGACAGUCAGGUGGAGCAAUACAGAGCUUAUGCAGCCUUCCCAGACUUUUUCCGUAAUUCAACUGUCAGCUGGUGGAAGAGGGAAAUACAAGAAAUGUACACCAACCCACAGAAUCCCGAGAAGAGCUUGAAGUUCGACGGCUUAUGGAUUGACAUGAAUGAACCAGCGAGCUUUGUGAAUGGGGCAGUUCCUGCAGGCUGCACGGAUACCACUCUGAACCAUCCCCCCUACAUGCCACACCUGGAGUCCAGGGGCACAGGCCUGAGCAGCAAGACCCUGUGCAUGGAGAGUGAGCAGAUCCUGCCAGACGGCUCCCAUGUGCGGCACUACGACGUGCACAACCUGUAUGGGUGGUCCCAGACCAGACCCACCUACGAAGCCGUGCAGGAGGUGACGGGACAGCGAGGGAUCGUCAUCACCCGCUCCACGUUCCCCUCUUCUGGCCGCUGGGGGGGACACUGGCUGGGAGACAACACAGCCGCGUGGGACCAGCUGAGGAAGUCUAUCAUUGGCAUGAUGGAGUUCAGCCUCUUUGGCAUUCCCUAUACAGGAGCAGACAUCUGUGGGUUCUUUCAAGACGCCGAAUAUGAGAUGUGUGCUCGCUGGAUGCAGCUGGGGGCCUUUUACCCCUUCUCCAGGAACCACAACACCGAAGGGACCAAGAGACAGGACCCUGUGUCCUGGAAUGCCACCUUUGUGAAUCUUUCCAGAAGCGUCCUGGAGACCAGAUACACCCUGCUGCCCUAUCUCUACACCCUGAUGCACAAGGCCCACGUGGAGGGCAGCACUGUGGUGCGGCCUCUCCUGCACGAGUUUGUGUCAGACCGGGUGACCUGGGACAUAGACGGUCAGUUCCUGCUGGGCCCGGCCUUCCUGGUCAGCCCUGUGCUGGAGCCUAACGCCAGAGAAGUCACUGCGUAUUUCCCUGAAGCCCGCUGGUAUGACUACUACACAGGUGUGGAUAUAAAUGCAAGGGGAGAGUGGAAGGUCCUGCCCGCCCCUCUUGACCACAUCAACCUUCACGUCCGUGGCGGCUACAUCCUGCCCUGGCAGGAGCCUGCGCUGAACACCAACCAGAGCCGCCAGAAGUUCUUGGGCUUCAAGGUUGCCUUGGAUGACGAAGGGACUGCCGAGGGCUGGCUCUUCUGGGAUGAUGGGCAAAGCAUUGAUACCUAUGAACAAGGACUCUAUUAUUUGGCCAACUUCUCUGCCAGCCAGAAUACUCUGCAGAGCCACAUAGUUUUUAACAAUUACAUCAGUGACGCAAACCCUUUGAACCUGGGCUACAUUGAAAUCUGGGGAGUAAGCAGUGUCUCCAUUACCAGUGUCAGCAUCACUCUGAGCAACAUGGACGUAACCCCCUUCUUCAGCCAGGACCCUGCCACACAGGUGUUACGUGUCGAUGUGAGCGGCAGUAACGUCAGCCUCCAUGACUUCAUCUCACUGACAUGGAGAAGCACAACGAGCUCUCAGCGCAAGAGCCUGAUAUGAAUUAUGGAAUCUCUUGUGUUUCAUACGCAUAGAAUGAUUGUAUAUUGCUAAUUGUCUCAUGCCCAAU
Oryctolagus cuniculus (rabbit) is the source of this 18888-nucleotide messenger RNA. The record is from RefSeq and is a predicted model, not a curated record. Lineage: Eukaryota; Metazoa; Chordata; Mammalia; Lagomorpha; Leporidae.